AGUUGUCGUGUGGCUUCACUCGAGACAACAUCGCGAUCGCGCCUCCCCUUCUGCGAGAGAAACGAGAGAGUAGCAUUAGGUGGUACUAAAAGUAGGGCGAACAGGAUUCAAGAGGCUGUGCUGUGUGUGACAAAGGGGGCGAAUACCAUUCCAGCGGGAGAGUUGUAUGAGGGACAAAAAUUUGGCGCGCGCGCGCGAAAGGGAUUGUCGAUUUCGUAGGUUCCGUUGCCAUAUGAAGGCCGCUCAUGAAAAAAUAGUGUCAAGUCGCUUUUGGUGUGUAUUUUUCGGGAAAGUAUCGAUUUUCGGGCGGAUUGGCGAAUCGGGACAGCGCGCCAUCCUUGCCGCCCCGCUGUUCACCCCAUUCCACGUUUAAUUUCUCAUACUGUACGUGCUGUGUGUAUGCCGUUGGUGGCUCCACAAAAAUCAGAAGGAAAGCGCACGAAGCAAAAAAAAGAAGAAGUGUGUGAACUGUGCGGACACCUGGAUAGCCGCAGUGUGGCCGAAAGAGAGUGGCGCAAAAAAGUGGAGUAAAUGCGAAGACGAUCGAGUUGUGAGAAAAGAGUUUGUGUGGUGAUUGUGAGAGUCACAACCUCUUGCGUUUGGAUAAUAAAUGUGUGUCGCUGGAUACUGUGGCUGUGAGAGGCGCGAACCGACCGCGAGUAAGAAACCAAUACACCGUCAAAAUUAGGCCAGAUAGCUGUCUCGCGAGAAUCAUGUUAUCUCCUGAACGGUUCAAUCGGUGCGUCUGCUCCAGUGGCCGGCACUGUCCUCCUUGUGCACCCAGGGGGCGCCGCGGGGACGCCCGAAAUGGCGCCUCCGUGGAACCGAAACCCCAUUGCGCCUGAAGGACUUCAUUGAUUCCAUACUUUGCACCAUACGUUCGGUGCCGGACACUUUUUUGACAACUCAUUUUGACAGCAAACACCCCCACACACCCCUAGUUUUUUUUGUUAGUAAAACGUCAGGAGUUGUAGGGAGUGACAAGGUUUUUUUUUGAAUUCAUCCACCACAAAAAAAACCAAGUGUGUGUGUACGUGCAAAAGAAAAACGGUCGUAACCGUUGAUAAGUCGCCGAAAUAGCCACCCUCAACGAAAACGCCAGGAUUGACAUCAAGAUUGAGGAGGAAUCCUGGCCAGUGAGGCGUUUCUCCCAGAGAAUCCGAAGUAGAAGCGGACGUAGCGGCAGCGGCGGCUCUGAAAAUCUGGCGGCCGAAAUGUCAGGCGAGGCGGACUCUGCGGGCGGCGGCGGAGCCCAAGUGCUGAGCCUUGCCGUUGAGCCGCCAUCCACCAAUGACGACGCCGAGAGCUGCGACCGCGUCAGUGCAUCCAACUACGACUCAGGCGACGGUGCCCUCCUACUACGGUGUGAGCGCUGCGAUGCCUUCGAGACGAAAUCGCGAGCCCUGCUCCUGGCACAUGUCUGCAAGGCUGCGCCGCCGCCCGCCGUAAAACCCGAUGUUCCACUCCAAAGUGCCCCAACGGUACCGCCGCCCGUUGAGAGUGAACCCGAAAGUCAGCCUGCCGCCGAGGCUAGGCACCACCGGAAGCUCUUUGAGUGUGACGUCUGCAACAUGAAGUUCUCCAAUGGCGCCAACAUGCGACGCCAUAAGAUGCGUCACACAGGUGUUAAACCCUAUGAAUGUCGCGUCUGUCAAAAGAGAUUCUUCCGGAAGGACCACCUAGCGGAGCACUUUACAACCCACACGAAAACCUUGCCAUACCACUGCCCAAUCUGCAAUCGCGGCUUCCAGCGGCAGAUUGCGAUGCGAGCCCACUUCCAAAAUGAACAUGUGGGUCAGCAUGAUCUCGUAAAGACCUGCCCACUUUGCAGCUACCGUGCUGGCACUAUGAAGUCCCUUAGGGUGCAUUUCUUCAAUAGGCACGGCAUUGAUCUGGAUAAUCCAGGUCCCGGGGCACCGUCCUCCCUCUUGCUGGCCCUCGAUUCACAAAAUGCCGGACAACUGCUGCCACAACUUGUGGCUGCAGCAGCACCAACGUACAGCGACAGUGGGGAUAGUCUACGAUCUGCUGAGAAUGCCACACCGCCUAUGCACUUCCUAACACCCCACGUUGAGAUCUCCAUGGCUGACAACGCUGAUACCUUUGCGGGCGACCCGGCGCCCACUAACUCAACUGGCCUUGAGAUCCAGCCUUGUCCGUCGUCUGGUCACCCCAAUGGUGGCUCUCCGUCUUCACCACAUUCCGCUGACUCUAACUCCAAUGCACCCACAAGUUCGCACUCCUUAAUGCCUAGUAUGGGUCAGAGUUCGCGCCAUAUGCUAGGAGAAGGGAAUAUAACGCCGUCCAUCAGCCUCAUUCCCAUCAAGCAGGAACCUAACACCAACGAUGAGUAUGCGGAAGGAAAGAUUCGACCUAGUGAACAAACGUCACCAACACAAACUGCGGUUUCAAACUCCGGGGAUAGUUCUGUGCCCUCAUCAAGCCUUACGUCGCUCAUAAAGGUUUCACCCCUAAAGUCACUUUUGCGCGAGGAUCUCAAGCGGCGAAUUAGUGCCCGUGCCUCCAGUCGCGCAUCCCGCAAUGGUAGUGUCACCAAUAACAACAACAACGCCACAAUGAGUAACCAGAAUACAUCACUAGGUGGCCCCUUAGCUGUUUCACCGCCAGAUGGCCAAGCGGCCGUUGUUGCAACCACAUCGAAUGGCGCCAUAACGUCCACAGGCCCAGAAAAUGAGCUUCUAGCACUAAGGAGCAAAAGGAACCUCCAGUGCCUGUUCUGUGGCAUUGAAUUCCCAGAUCAGACACUCUACUUCCUGCACAAGGGUUGCCACAGUGAGAGUAACCCGUGGAAGUGCAAUAUAUGCGGUGAGCAGUGCAACAAUGUCUACGAAUUCAAUUCACAUUUGCUUAGUAAGAGUCAUCAAUGAGAUUGGCGGGGCUCCGACGAAACCCAUUGGGAUACGUCGCAGCCUCGCCGUCGUGUUUGCACUUGAGCACACGAAAACGUCUCCAUUGUCAGCAAAUUAGUCAAAUUGAAGGGUAAGGAGAAAGCAGAAAAAAAUGCUUUGUUUUUCUUACCUUUCUGGAUUGUUUGAAGUCACCUGUUUGAAUCUGAUCUGCUACUGAUUUCGACGAAAAAAAAAGAAAGAUGGCUCCUUUCAAGCUCUGAAACUUUUUCAUUUUGCUGACUAUGGCAACGAGAGAGCCCCUCAUAAUUCAGAAUCUUGCCCCCGGGAUGGGGAUUUCAUGCCAAUCCCCUACUGAAGCCCCAUCUCGGGAAACUCAAAAAGAAGAAUAAAAAAAUAGUGCUUUGAGCACUAGGACUAGGUGAAGAAUUGUGUUAAAGAAAAUGGAAAAUAUAGUGCAAAAAAUAUGGAUAUAUCCGUCCAGAAAGUCUAGUUUCUUAGUGAAAAAACAAGAGAUUUAAGUAAAACACAAAACACAAGAUAAUUAAUAAAAUUACAAAUUGUUAUUUAAUUUUUUAAAUAUUCCAAUGUAGAUGUGUAGUUGUACCCCUUCAUUGUACAGUUUAUUUUUGUUUUUUUCUCUCGAGAAAAUUCUCAAUUUUUAGCAAAACUUUUCAAUGUUGAUCAAGAAUUCUAACUUAACUUUGAGGGUAAAUUAAGAUGAAGAAACUUUUACCUUUUCACUGACAACGAUGCAACGCAGAAUGGACUUCUCGCGGGAAUUCCAUGGACAUUUCCAGGGGAAUACUGGGGAUUUUUCCACGGAAAGAACGUAGAAAUGGGAAACUUUGAUUUUUGCAAAAUGACUUAAAAUGCCUCAAUUUUUACUGACUUUACUUACCAAUGACUAAAUUCUGACCAUUUUUGACGAUAAUUUAACGCUAAUAAAUAGUCAGAAAAGUCAAAGUUAUUCUGUGUUAGUUGGGUUGUAUACUGCGACCGAGAAAUCCUUGAAACUUUAGAAGAAAUCCUUGAAAUUUCAGAGAUUUUUGGUCGCAAAAUAUGAUCAAAUGACAAAAAAAUUAAAAUUAUGUUUUAAUUUUUAUUAAAAACUUAAAAAAAGGAAAUUUUGAAAGAAAUAAACAAUUUAUUUAUUUAUUAUAAAUGACUUAUUUCUGAUCUUUGUAUUUAAACGCCUUUUUCGAAUAAAUAAAAAGAACUUUUUUAUGGUUUUUUUUAUUGAUUUUUUUUUUUUUACCCACCUCCACCCCUCAGGUCCUCAACUCGUAGAGUUGAUUUCGGACCGAGGCAUUGCCGCAAUGGCUACUUAGCCUGCCAGUACUCUAAACAAUAGGCGCACUGACAGCAAAAAAAAAAAAAAAACACAGGGGAAACAGGGAGACACAGGGGAAACAGGGAGACAUAAAACGACUACACACGUUUUUUAUUGAUUUAUUUAAUUAUUUAUUAAAAACUAAAAAUUUCUUUUGCAGUUUUUAUUGUUUUUAAUGAACUUUCGUUUAAUGAAACGUUUUAAACAGAAAGUUUUAAGCAUUUAUUAGCCCCCCAUGUAACAAUAAAAAAACUUUAAAAAAAACAAAAUUAAACAAAAAAUAAUAAAAAAUAAAAGAAUAAAAAUUCUACGAAACUUUCCAACAAAAAAUCCCUAAAAUUCCCCUUGGAAAAAAACUUUAUUAAAUAUUAUGCAUCGUUUUUAACUUUAAAAAAAAAAAACAUUCAACUACUUAAGAUAUUUUCAUGAAUUGAUAUUGAAAAGAAACAACAACAAAGAAACACAAAUGAGAGCAACAUUGUGUUACGAGAGGAAGAAUAUUAACGAAAUGAGAAAAAAAGGAAAAGAUAUUUAAACAAAAUAUAUAAAUCUAUGAACAAAAUGGAAUAUUUAAAUAGAAGAAAAAAAUAAAUAAAUUAUUAGCUUGUUGCUGCAUUUAUUAAAAACAAAAAAAAACAAAAAUUAUAUAUUUAUACGCAAAAGAAAGGCGGGAAAAGGAACAUUCCUUUAGAAGAGAGAGAUUAUUUUGGACUAAAGAUGUUGAGCUAUGAAGGGAAGAAAGAAAAAUAUCGUUGAUUGUAGGUAACUUCUCCAAAGAGAGGUCCGAACUGUUGUUGUAAAUUUUUAGAGAAUUGUGAAGGAAGAUUAUUAUUAAACAAAAUAUAUAUUUUCAGUAAAUUGUAGAUGCAUAAACUAUUUAAAGAAAAAUAAAGAAAACUAGUUUUAUAAAUUUACUUAUGUGAGAGUUUAAUAAAAACCAACAACAAAAAAACUAUAAAAGAAAUUUUUAGUAAAUUUCUCCUUAAAGAAAAGCACAUGAAUUCACUUUCUGUGCCGCGCGCGCGACUAUAAAACAAAAACAAAUUAAACUUUAGGAGUGUCUAAAAACGAUGAUACUUAAAGAGAUUUUUUGUACAGUAUUUAUUUAAUUAGAUUUCUAUUAUUAUUUAAGAAAAAAACUUGUUAAAUUGACUAUAAAAAUUUUUUGUUUCUAUUUCUUUAUUAAGUAGCAAUAAUCUCAACACGGGCGCCAUGUUUUUUGUGACGUUGAGCUUAAAAGUUAAGGACUUAUCUAGCAAUUAAGCCGGUUAAGGACUUAAAGACAUAGUGGUCACUCUGUUUUUUACAGGUUAAAAACGAUUUUUUUCAAACGUACUUUCUUUUUACGCGUGGACACAUAACCUCACUUUAUGCAUUUCAACGGAAAAUAAUGUUUUAUAACUUUUAUAAGCUACUUAGAUUUAAAAAAAAAAGUCUUUGUCUUUCUUCUUUUAAUGAAGAAGUUCCAAAUGAAAUCCUAGGAAAGUCGUAGGAUAAAUCCAACAACAAAAGACAAAUCUUAAUGGGUUCUUAAUUGAAUUUAGCUGACAUUUCGUUUCUUCUUUGGGAACUUCUUCAGGCCUUUAAAUUUGGCAAUAUUUUAUUUAUUUGUUUCGUUCCAAUGAAUUUUUAAUUCAAAUACAAAAUAUCAACGUUCACAAAAUAUGCAACCAUGUGCAUUUUAUUGCUACUUUCGUGUUAGAUAAAAUUAAAACAAAAAAAAACUAAAUAAAGAUCCUAAAAAAUCUUUUAAUUUGUUGAUAAAUUAAAAAUUCUUAAUGUAAACUACUUUUUCUAGAGUAUUUUUCUUUUUCUUUUUUUGUAUUUAUCACCUAAGAUAUCACCACAAUUGUUAUUAAUAUUUAUUGAUUUUUUUAUUUCUAAAUGUUUUCUCAAUUUUUUGUUCUAUCUUUAGAGUAUAAACUAAGAAUUAAACUUAAAAAAAAAACGCCCUAUGUGUAUUUUUGUAAAUUUUUUUGUGAGACAUCACUCCCAAAUGCAUCUUGAGAGUAUUAUUGAAUAAAAUAUUGUUAAUAUUAUAUUAUUUUUUAUUUAUUAAUUAGUUUACUAAAUUGUUUGUUUUUGUGGAAAAUUUUGCGGAAUUUGUUGAAUUUUUCAAGUCACUUUUUGGCUUUUUUUUUAUAUAUAGAUUUUUGAAUGAAUUUAAUGCAAAAAAAAGACAUCACUUUCGCUAUUUAUUUUAUAGAAUAAACAAAAAAUAAAAAAAUGUUUUUUUAGUAUAAAGAAAAUUGCAAAAAAAAACAUUCAAAAAUAAAUAAAUCAUCUUCAAACCUUUAGAAGUUUUCAGUCUCAGAGAUUAACCUUCAAACUAAAAAAAAAUGAUACAGAAUUUGAUUUGAAAAGAAAAAUGAAGAAAAUAUAAAAAUUAAACGUAAAAAUAAUUAUAGAAAAAAAAGAAAAUAUUGAAGAUAGCGCAGAUAUAUUUUAAGUGCCCUUUAAUUUGUGAUUUUUCACUUUGAAAACUGAAAGAAUUAUGUGAAAAAUAAGUUUAAAAAAAACACGUAAAAUAGAAAUAUAAAGAAAUAAAUAAACUUAACCGAAUUAGUAAUGAAAGUACACUAAAAAAAAACAAUUAAUUACUAAUAGAACAUUUUGUGUCUUUGCGCUUCGGUUUUCUAAAGAAUUGUAAAAAAAGAUUAUUAAAAAAAUCCACAAAAUAAUAAAGAAAUGCAUAAAAAAUAAUGAAAAAAAUCACAUUAGACGUAAAAAAAUAUUUUUUGGAUCUAAAUAAAAAAAAAGAAAUAGAAAUUUGAAUGACCUCAAACAGUGAAGAAAUAAAUAAAUAAAAAAUAUUGUAGAAACAAAAAACAAAAAUAGGAAAUAAGGAGAAAAUGGUGCCUUCCACAAAACACAAGUAAAAAAACAGAAAAAUUUGCUAUUUUGACGAAAACAACAAUAAAAGAAAAAUUUCAUACAGAAAAACUUUCACAGAAAACAAAAAGAAUUUUCAAUUAAAAGAAAAAAGAAAAACUAUUUUCACAUCACAAAAAUAGAAUUAAAAAAAUAAAUAUAAUAAAAAUUAAAUAUUCAAAUGAAUUGAGAGGGUCACAAAAUGGUUGGGAAAAACAUUAAACAAAAACAAAGUGGAAACCACAGAGCAUAAACUUAACAACUGACAAAAGAAUUUUUGCUUAAGAAAUGGGCCUUAUAGGUGAAAUAAAGAAAUAAAAAAAAAAAUAUUUAAAAAAAAAUGAAAAACAAAAUAAUGAACAAAGAUUUCAGCUACUACAAAAUAUUAAAAAAAAAAGAAUAAUAAAUUAUUUAAAAAAUAGUAGAAAAAAUAGAAAUAAAAGAAAAAUUCAACAUGAGAGGCGCUAGAAAAGACAAGAAGGGCGAUCGUGAGACGAAAUCAAUGCAUUCCAUCUAUGUGAUGUCAAAUAAGUAAGAAAAAAAAACGAAGAACGAAUGAUGAUGGUUAUAGGAAUUAGUUACAAGAAAAUAAAUGAGUUAUAGAUUUAUAGUGAGAGAGCGAGAGAGAAGAGAGAAAUAUUUUCAGUGAAGGUGAUGGAUAUUGCAGAAAUUAAGUAAAUUAUAUUGAGGAAAAAAAUGAAGAGAAAUAUAUUUAAUAAAGAAUUAAAAUUGCUUUUCUUCA
Lutzomyia longipalpis is the source of this 7813-nucleotide messenger RNA. Its product is annotated as zinc finger protein ztf-16. The transcript has 6 exons. Bases 1215 to 2888 code for a protein of 557 amino acids. Gene Ontology annotation, molecular function: DNA-binding transcription factor activity; RNA polymerase II cis-regulatory region sequence-specific DNA binding. The record is from RefSeq and is a predicted model, not a curated record. Gene Ontology annotation, biological process: regulation of transcription by RNA polymerase II. Lineage: Eukaryota; Metazoa; Arthropoda; Insecta; Diptera; Psychodidae.